Penicillium arizonense is the source of this 1038-nucleotide messenger RNA. RefSeq names its product zinc-dependent alcohol dehydrogenase family protein. NCBI's taxonomy places the organism in Eukaryota, Fungi, Ascomycota, Eurotiomycetes, Eurotiales, Aspergillaceae. The record is from RefSeq and is a predicted model, not a curated record. Gene Ontology annotation, molecular function: oxidoreductase activity; zinc ion binding. The transcript has 3 exons. The coding region runs from base 1 to 1038 and encodes 345 amino acids.
AUGCAAGCCCUCGUCUACACUGGACCCGGGACCGUGGAGGUCUUGGACCGCCCAAAGCCGACCGUGCAGGUACCCACAGAUGCCGUAGUUCGUCUAUUGCACGCUUCUAUCUGCGGAACAGAUCUCCAUAUCCUCAAAGGCGACGUGCCGAGCAUCGAACCGGGGCGGGUGCUAGGACACGAGGGCGUUGGUGUGGUCGAGUCCCUUGGGUCUGCCGUGCACACUUUACAACUUGGCCAGCGUGUUCUAAUCUCUUGUAUGACCUCGUGUGGAGCCUGUCGAUUCUGCCAGCGAGGCCUGGCAGCUCAUUGUAUAACGGGCGGGUGGACAUUGGGGAACAAGAUCGAUGGCACUCAGGCUGAAUACGUUCGUGUUCCCCACGCCACCCUCUCGCUGCACCCGCUUCCUGAUUCCAUUGACGCACGCGCUGCGGUCGCAGUAUCCGAUGCGUUCCCUACGGGUCUUGAAUGUGGCGUCUUGAGCGCGGGAGUUCAGUUGGGAGGUUCAGUGGCGAUUGUGGGCGCGGGCCCGGUCGGCAUGGCGGCACUUCUCACGGCCCGCUUAUAUACGCCCUCAUUGAUAGUGAUGGUGGACCUAGACGAGGGGCGACUGGCGACAGCGCAUAGUCUCGGAGCACAUGCCACAGUAGUCUCGAGCCCCGACGCAGAGCAAAAACUCAUGGACCUCACGGGCGGUCAGGGAUUCGACUCGGUCAUCGAGGCAGUGGGCAUCCCUGCGACCUUUGAAUUGUGCCAGAAGGUGGUCGCUGUGGGUGGGCGAAUCGCAAAUGUAGGUGUGCACGGUACCAAGGUCGACCUACACCUAGAAAGACUGUGGGAGCGUAACAUCAGCAUUCAUAUGUCACUUGUCAACGCGACAACAACAUCCCGCCUACUGCGACUUGUGGAAUCGAACAUGUUGGACAUUAGUUCCUUGGUGACCCAUCAUUUCCCCUUUACCGAGGCCCCCAAGGCAUACGAAACAUUCCAGGCUGCCUCUCAGCACAAGGCGCUCAAAGUGGCCAUAGACUUUACCUAA